CACCGACACCGGCACCGGCACCGGCAUCGGCACCGGCACCGGCACCCGUAGCAACAUCAGCAGCAGCAUCGACACCGAUACAGACAGCAACACCGGCAUCGGUAUCAGCGUCAACACCGGCACAGGCAUCGACACCGGCAGCAGCACCAACACCGGCAUUGACACCGGCACCGGUAUCGGCAUUGGCACCGGUAUCGGCAUUGGUAUCGACGUUGGCACCGGCUCCAGCAGAGCCCAGCCAGGGUCACUCGUCCUGCUCGGCACAGCGCCUGCGCCCAAGGACUUGGAGACCUUGGCUCGUCCUCCACCUGAGAGCAGUUCCCAGGGGGACACUGGUUGGAGCCGGAGGGGUCCCAGCCGGGAGUCCCCGUCUCCCGUGGGGUCCCUCACUGGCUGGGAGACAUCGGGAGGGGGAACCGCCAGGCCAGGGAGUGGAGCAGGAUCCUGGGCACGGGGUUAGCAUGACUGAGGUGGAACCCGUGCUGGACUUCGCAUCCUCCGGGAGAACGGGCCGGCGCAAUGCCCUGCCCGACAUCCUGGGCUCGCCGGCCGGCGUCAGCCCCUCUGACCUGCCCCUCAAGCUGGCCGAGAUGUCCCUGAACGCAGGCAGCGCCCAGGAGAUGCAGUCACCCUCGGCGGAGGUGCCCCCUCCACAGCCCCCCAGCCCCGAGCUGAAGGACACGUCCUAACCCCGCUCCCGGGGGGAAACAUUGCUGUCCAGCGGAGGAAAGAGGAGGCUGCAGAGCAUCAGCCCAGCUUUCCUGGCACGGCCGGAGUCCGCUGGGUUUUCCUCGGUGCUACGGCGGCGAGACCGUCGGGUGUCAUCUCCCCCCCGCCGUGGGGGGAGCAUCGCAUGGCGGGGACCUGCCGUGACGAAGGGGCGAUUCCCACCCACGCCCUGGGCGAGGACCUCGGGGAGGGGAUUCUUUUGCCUCCCCGGGGGGGAGGAAUAUUUUUCUUCUGGGGCAUUUGGCAGAACCGAGCACAGGGGGUUCGCCGGGGGGACCUUUCUCCUUGUCGCAGGAGCAGCCCGCGGGUGUUUCUAGCUGAGUGUGGUGUUCACUGUGAUGUUUUGGGUACCA
Messenger RNA from Harpia harpyja (harpy eagle), 1082 nucleotides. Its product is annotated as cAMP-dependent protein kinase inhibitor alpha-like. The record is from RefSeq and is a predicted model, not a curated record. Gene Ontology annotation, biological process: negative regulation of cAMP-dependent protein kinase activity. The transcript has 5 exons. Lineage: Eukaryota; Metazoa; Chordata; Aves; Accipitriformes; Accipitridae. Gene Ontology annotation, molecular function: cAMP-dependent protein kinase inhibitor activity. Bases 462 to 689 code for a protein of 75 amino acids. Gene Ontology annotation, cellular component: nucleus; cytoplasm.